Molecule: messenger RNA, 1782 nt
Organism: Neurospora hispaniola
Lineage: Eukaryota; Fungi; Ascomycota; Sordariomycetes; Sordariales; Sordariaceae
Exons: 3
Coding region: 426-1664 (412 amino acids)
Biological process (GO): translational initiation
Cellular component (GO): eukaryotic translation initiation factor 2B complex
Molecular function (GO): guanyl-nucleotide exchange factor activity; translation initiation factor activity
Source: RefSeq, a predicted model, not a curated record
CUGCUCGGUGGGGCUUCUCCAUUUAGUACGACAGGAAUUAGUGAAUAAGGCCUGCUUCUAGCCUGCCGCAAACUGGCAUACAGCAGUGCUUUGUCCUUGAAGCCCGGUUGCUUGCCUGCCCCACUAAAUUUCUAGAGCUUGUGAUACCUCCAAGCGCAUUCAGUGUGAGCCAUUGACUCACCUCGACAAUUCACUGGCAAAAAGUCCACAAUCCCAAGCGAUAUUGGCCCAAUUCUGGAAGCUAUUGUUGGAGACCUUUUUUGCGACCAGCAGCCAGCCUUGUCAUUCCCCGCCUAUAUCGAUUUCAUAGAUAUCCGUCCAGUACCAUUUGUAAAGACCAUACAGCCUCGAGCAGGGAACAGUCGCAUUCUCACUUCGACAUCACCGCCGCAAUAUCUCAGUAGCAAAGUACACAGCUCAUCACCAUGGCGCCGUCGCAAAUGAGCUAUGCCCCCACGUUGGGCAAGCUCCUCAAGUCUCUAAACACUCAGCCCUUGGAGGCUUCUAUCGAGGCUCUUAUCUACCUCCUAAAACGUCGCCAAGUCAAGGGCGAUGAUGUCGCCAAUGCCACAGCCCAUAUGCUGCUCCAGGUCGUCGCCAAGUCUAAGUGGCAGAACGUCGACCAGCUGCUCGCAAAGGUCUCCAACACCGGCCACAGACUCGCCCAAGCUGCUCCCACCGAGCAAGUUAUUGGCAAUGUCGUCCGCCGAGUAAUGGGUCUUAUUCGUGAUGAGGCUUCCGAGGACAGAAAUGCCGACGAGAUGGGCGACUCAGUAUCCGACCUCUCCCAGCUGCCCACAACGCCCACCAUUUCCACAAGGCCAGGCCCCACGCCCCUCCGCGCCGCGACUCUCCCCAUGUCCAAGUCGAUGUUCAACCUUCUCUGCGUCUCAGAGACCGUACAGUCACCAGUCACCGGCGCAUCCACCCCCAUGUCCCAGGGCGCAUCUGCCAACAUGCAUGCCCUACGGUCCGAAGUUAUCGAUGGCAUCGAAGAGAUUAUGGACGAGAUCAGCCAGGCGGACGACCAGAUCGCGGGUUUCGCGGACAUCCAGAUUCACCCCGGCGAUUACGUGCUCGCCUACCUCCCCUCCCCGACAGUCGAGAGAUUCCUCCUCAAAGCCGCAGCAAAGAGGAGAUUUACCGUUUUCCUCGCCAGCGCUGAGCGUCAAAAACCCGGCGAGGUGCCCCACGCUGCCCUACGGAAGAAGCUCAACGGUCUCGGGGUCAACACCAUCAGCCUGGCUAGCAACGGCCUGAUGGCCUACAUGCCUAGGGUGAACAAGGUUGUUAUCAGCGCCAAGGCCGUAUAUGCGAACGGCGGUAUUUCCACAGAGAGUGGGUGCAGUACUGCUGCCAGGGCGGCGCAGGAGUACUCCAAGCCUGUUAUCGUUCUAAGCGGUGUUUACAAGUUCUGCCCCGUAGAUCCGUCGGACGAUGGGACCGAGUUCGAGCAGGGCGAUUCUUCGACGUAUGUCGACUAUGCCGACGGUGAGGCAGUCGAUGCCCUCGAGGUAGAGAACAUCGUGGGCGAGUACCUGCCACCCCAAUACGUCGAUGUAUACCUAACAAACCUUGGCCCCCAAACACGAGAUCACCUUGCCACCAUCAUGGCCGACCAUUACAAGCUCGAAGAUAUGGGCUUGUCUUUGCAUCUGCCUUAGAAGCCGAAGAGUAAAAAAUGAAGAAAAUAAAAAGACGCGGUUAGUAAUGUAUCAUGUUGCCGGUCCAAUGCAAUACUCGUUCAAAUACCUCUCGACUGUCUCUGGUUCAACCUGGCCG